AUGCGUCCAUCUCCCCGGCUUCUGGCAGCUCCAGCGACAGCUCCCUUUCGUCCAGGACAACGGGCACCUGCUCUCGCCUUACUCCCGCCCAUACCAUUGUACCGCCGGCUCCUGCGCAUCCACCGCAAGAAGCUCGGGCCGGAAGAGCGCGUCUUUGGAGACACAUACCUCAAAUCCGAGUUCCGAAGACACAAGGAUGUAGAAAACCCUCUGCACAUUGUCGGCUUCCUGAGCGAGUGGCAGCAAUAUGGCCAGCAGCUCGAGGGCGAGGAUUGGAAGGAACAAAAGAUCGAGCCGGCGCUUCUGGACAGGAUGAGUGAUCAGCAAGUCGGGCAGAUGUAUGAACUUAUGCUUGCGAUUCAGAAGAGAGGGAGGGACAGUGUCGAUGAAGAGGAGGAGGGGCCGAUCCUGCGGGCGAUCGAGGAGGCCACGAAGAGUGGGAGUGACAAGUCUUGA
Messenger RNA from Cladophialophora yegresii CBS 114405, 456 nucleotides. RefSeq lists its product as uncharacterized. The record is from RefSeq and is a predicted model, not a curated record. Lineage: Eukaryota; Fungi; Ascomycota; Eurotiomycetes; Chaetothyriales; Herpotrichiellaceae. Gene Ontology annotation, biological process: succinate metabolic process; mitochondrial respiratory chain complex II assembly. Gene Ontology annotation, cellular component: mitochondrial intermembrane space; mitochondrion. The coding region runs from base 1 to 456 and encodes 151 amino acids. The transcript has a single exon.